Molecule: messenger RNA, 2702 nt
Organism: Camelus dromedarius (Arabian camel)
Lineage: Eukaryota; Metazoa; Chordata; Mammalia; Artiodactyla; Camelidae
Gene: SIKE1
Product: suppressor of IKBKE 1
Exons: 5
Coding region: 89-712 (207 amino acids)
Source: RefSeq, a predicted model, not a curated record
UGACGUCUGUAACACUGAGCCUGGCUCAGGGAGGAGCUGACUGGUUCGUACAGGUGAGCGGUGCUGCGGCUCUGGUCCUGCGGCUGCAAUGAGCUGCACCAUCGAGAAGAUUCUGACAGACGCUAAGACGCUGCUGGAGAGGCUGCGGGAGCACGAUGCGGCCGCCGAGUCGCUGGUGGAUCAGUCGGCGGCGCUGCACCGAAGGGUGGCCGCUAUGCGGGAGGCGGGGACAGCGCUUCCAGACCAGUAUCAAGAGGAUGCAUCCGAUAUAAAGGACAUGUCCAAAUACAAACCUCACAUUCUGCUGUCCCAAGAGAAUACACAGAUUAGAGACUUGCAGCAGGAAAACAGAGAGCUAUGGGUUUCCUUGGAGGAACACCAGGAUGCUUUGGAACUCAUCAUGAGCAAAUACCGGAAACAGAUGUUACAAUUAAUGGUUGCUAAAAAAGCAGUGGAUGCUGAACCAGUCUUGAAAGCCCACCAGUCUCACUCUGCAGAAAUUGAGAGUCAGAUUGACAGAAUCUGUGAAAUGGGAGAAGUGAUGAGGAAAGCUGUUCAGAUGGAUGAUGACCAGUUUUGUAAGAUUCAAGAAAAACUAGCUCAGUUAGAGCUUGAAAAUAAGGAACUUCGAGAAUUAUUGUCCAUCAGCAGUGAGUCUCUUCACAUUAGGAAGGAAAACUCAGUGGACACAGCUUCCCAAGCCAUCAAAUAAUUCAACUUCUGAAUGACCGCUGGAGAUUGCUUAUCAAGGAAGGAACUUACCUCUCUAUUCAAAUAUCGUCCAUUCACUCUCUUGCCUCACACUUGAUUUAGUGUUGAUUAAAUGUAUCAAGUGGUAGGUUAGAAUUCUCAGUCAAAAGUAGCUGUCCUCAAAAACAGUUUUUGGGUGUGUUUGUGAAAAUACAGAAUUUCACCAUUCCUUUCUCUAAGAGACUACUUUUAAUUUUCAUUUCUGGGACCUCGGUUUAUAUAAACUGUUUUCAAUUCAUUUUUGUCCUUUCAUAUCUCUGAAACUUAGAGCAUUUUAUUAUAAGCCAGCAAUUUUAUUUUAUAUAGGCUUGUAAAUUGCAAUUCUAAAAAAUUUUAAAAAGAUAUUAGCUUUUAAAAUCUAUUUGGCAUAAACUUGGAUUGUUUUUUUUUUCUAUUUGAGAAAAAUAAUACAAUUCCACAGAAGUAGAUUGCCAGAUUCUCUAACUUGUCAUGUCAUUCACCUUUUAUGAAGUUUUAAGUCUCUCUGGUGCUAAGAGUUGGCACUUUAUGGCCUAGUGCCUUUACUCUUAAUUUGAGAGAACCUAUUGCUAGUCCCCAGGAAACAUACUUGAAAAUAAGUCAACUGUUUUUUUCUAGUGGUAGUGUAAUCAUUGUAUUGUUCAAAGAAUGCUGAGAAAUUUGUUCUCUGUGUGUAUGUGUACACGUGCUAUUAGUUCAGAUGCUAAAAGUAGCUUUUAUUUAUUCUGUUUGAUAUUAAUAGUCCAUUUUUCAGUUUUGUCCUACUAGGAAAUCUUCAACGUGGGUAGUUUAUCCAGUGUGAAGUACAUAUAGUGGGUUUAUUCACAUCAUAGUUCUUAGGUACUACAUACUAUAAUUUAAUUUAUACAUAACUUCUGUUUUAUAAUUAAGAACUAUCACUUACUUGGAUGUCUUUCAUUACUAGUACUAGUAGUUGGCUUUCUUUUUAGGUCCAAUUUUCACCAGGAAGCAAAGUUUUAUCACCUGAUUAGAGUUAUUACAGUCAUAGUGCUGUGCAGACAACAAAACGAUGUUGAGAUUCAAAUUCUAAAUGGUCAGCUAGGCUCACUUAUGAACUCAUUCCCCCAUCUCAGUUUACUCACAUUUCAAAUUUACAAAUUACUUCAUGUAAUACUAUCAAUCUAGGUUUGCCCAGAAGUAAUUGAAAUAAUGAAUGCUAAAUCUGUCAAUGUUUUCCAAUAACACCAAGUACUACUCUGCAUGGGAGAGACAAAUCGUUAGAGUUUUUUGUUAGUGCCUUGUGUGGUGUAAACUUCCUUUUGUACUGCCAUAAAGAACUCCAGUCAAAACAACAAAAUGUGUCCAAGAUAUCCUAAAAGCAUCUGAUCCCAGUGAAACUAGUGGACUUUGCCUGAAUUAAUUGGUAUAUGUCAUUUUAGAAUUUGUCAAAUUUCUAUUCAAAGCUCUGCAAAAUACUUCCACCCCACAUGUGGGCAUUUUUUUUAAUCUCACUUCCCAAGAGUAAGUAAACUUUUAGUCUAGCCAUUUGCCUUGACGUAUAUAACCUAAGUGCCACUGUAUGUCCCACAAUUCCAUUCAGGAGGCAGGUACCCUAUGCCAUUUGUCAGCUGCCAUGGUCAGUUUUCAGUGAAAAUGAUAAAGUAAUCAAAUGGCCCACUAAAGUGUAACAUAUGUCCCUUUUUCUACUUUAUGUUCCUUCAGAGUUGUUUGUAAAGUUCUUUACAUUUCAGGUAUCAGGAUAAUCUAUAUGUUGACUUUUCUCCCUGGCAAAUCAAAAGCUCUCAGCACCCUACAUAAUAUAAAUUCUAGCUGGUGUUAAUGCUAUGAAAAUAGUAUGUAGUUAGAAAAUAGAAGAGAAGAAGGAAUGUUCUUGACUUUGAGUGGGUAUUAAAGUUUCUUUUGCAGUGGAUGAUGGAACCUGACUGGUUUGCAAAAUUUUAAUACAAACUUAUUUUUUUUAAUAAAAAUCUCAUUUUGAGAAUAUCAGCUAA